Molecule: messenger RNA, 810 nt
Organism: Pelodiscus sinensis (Chinese soft-shelled turtle)
Lineage: Eukaryota; Metazoa; Chordata; Testudines; Trionychidae
Product: olfactory receptor 1J1-like
Biological process (GO): G protein-coupled receptor signaling pathway
Cellular component (GO): membrane
Molecular function (GO): olfactory receptor activity; G protein-coupled receptor activity
Source: RefSeq, a predicted model, not a curated record
AUGCUUGUGGGUCUGGUGUGGGCCGACCCCCAGCUCCACAGCCCCAUGUAUUUCUUCCUCAGUCAGCUGGCCGUGCUGGACAUGGGCCUCGUCUGCAUCACCCUGCCCCAGGCUCUGGUGCACGCCCUGACCCAACACCGGGCCAUCCCCUUCGCCCGCUGCAUGGCCCAGCUCUUCAUCUACCUGUCCGUGAGCACCAUGGAGGGCUGCCUGCUGGCUGCCAUGGCCUACGACCGCUACGUGGCCGUCUACGACCCGCUGCGCUACGCCGCCGUGGUGACGCGGUCCCUGUGCCUCAAGAUAGUGGCUGCUUCGUGGGCCGUGGUGAUCCCGCACGCCCUGCUGCACAGCGUCAUGACCGCCCGGCUGCGUUACUGCAGCAACCGCCUGCCGCAUUACUUCUGUCAUCUGCAAUCGCUGCUGCGCCUCUCCUGCACCCGGCCCUUCGUCAAUGAGCUGGUGCUCUUCACCGAGGCCACGUUGGUGGUGGGAACCCCUUGCGCCAUCAUCCUGGCCUCCUACGUCUGCAUCGGGGUGGCCGUGGGCCGCCUGCGCUCUGCCCAAGCCCUGCGCAAGGCCCUCUCCACCUGCGGCUCCCACCUGACCGUGGUGUUGCUCACGUACGGCACCGUGGCCUGGCUCUACUUCCACCCAGAUUCCAGCAACACCCCUGGGCAGAAACAGCAAGUGACCUUCUUCUACACCUCCGUGGUGCCCACCCUGAACCCCCUCAUCUACAGCCUGAGGAACAAGGACGUGGCCGCGGCCCUGAGGAGGGUAAAGAGGAAGGUCCUGGCUCAGUGUGCGUGA